Messenger RNA from Papaver somniferum (opium poppy), 4510 nucleotides. Its product is annotated as disease resistance protein RGA2-like. Lineage: Eukaryota; Viridiplantae; Streptophyta; Magnoliopsida; Ranunculales; Papaveraceae. The transcript is spliced from 3 exons. The coding region runs from base 124 to 3183 and encodes 1019 amino acids. Gene Ontology annotation, molecular function: ADP binding; protein binding. The record is from RefSeq and is a predicted model, not a curated record. Gene Ontology annotation, biological process: defense response to other organism.
CGAGCCAUCGAAGACUCAUCUUAUUCCACAUUCAUAGUUGUACUCUACACACUUCGAUAUUUUUCUCAAAAAAACACUAGUAUUCUUCUUCAUUGUUUUUCAAUCUGCUUGAAAUUUUUCAUAAUGGCGGCGGAACAAAUUCUUGUUAACGGGGUCACUGAGAUCAUUAAGAAGGUACUACCUGUUAUUGCUCAACAGAUUUCUUCGGCAUGGGGUGUAAAAGACGACUUAAGGAAGCUCAAGGAUACCCUGGAGUCAAUUCAAGCUCUAAUCUCUGAUGCUGAGAAGAAACAAGUAAAUUAUGAUACUGUGAAACUUUGGUUGAGAAGGCUGAAAGAUGUUGUUUAUGAUGCAGACGACGUUAUGGAUGAGUUCGCUUAUGAAACCAUGCGUCGUCAUGCAGUGGGAGGCCAAUUUAAACACAAAUUACGAGCUCUCGUUUCAUCUUCCAACCCACUUGUAUUUAAAUUCAAGAUGGCACGUAAAAUUCGAGCCCUCAAUGGAAGGUUAGAUCAGAUCUACAAAGAGAGUACAAUGUAUCAGUUGCAAAAUACUAGUAUUACCCAAGACAACCUGACUAUGGUUCUGCGAAGUAACCGAUUAACCUCAUCCGUUGGUGGUACUGAUUCAAUAAUUUUAGGGAGGGAGAUUGCAAAAUCAGACAUAAUAAAGAUAUUGAUCCACAAGUCGUCACCAUCAUUACCGUCGUCAUCAUCUGGGAUUUCUUCUCAACCGGAGAGUGUAUCCGCUUUAUCCAUAGUGGGUAUGGGUGGACUGGGUAAGACUACGGUAGCUCAAAUGGUCUACAAUGAUGACUCUAUCAUGGGAAACUUUGAGCUAAGAACUUGGGUUUGUGUCUCUGAUCCUUUUCAUAUCUUUAAGAUUCUAAAAGAUAUCAUCGAAUCCAUUACUGGAAAUAAAUGUGAGGAUUUAUCAAAUGUCGAUGUACUGGCAAAACAAGUCAAGGAAAAACUGAUCGGUAAGAAAUAUUUGCUAGUGCUCGACGAUUUGUGGAAUGAGAACGCUACGUAUUGGGAAAAUCUGAAGAGCUACCUAAGCUAUGGCGGCAUCGGCAGCAAGAUAUUAGUCACUACACGCAGUCGAAAUGUUGCAUCUGUUGUUGGUGGUGAUGUUCGUGAUCUUGAAAAGUUAUCAAAAGAUGCUUGUUGGUCCAUUAUUGAGAAGAAAGUAUUGUCCCGUGGUGGAGCAGUAUUGACAGAUCCAGAAAUGAUUAGUAUUGGCAAGAAUAUAGCAGAAAAAUGUGACGGUCUACCUCUUGCAGCGAACUUACUUGGAAGUUCAAUGUGUUCCAAAAGAGAGAAAAGCUAUUGGCGGUCAAUUGUAGACGACAUUGAUCGAUUGCGAGGUACACCUGAACAUAAUAAUGUCAUUUCAAUAUUAAAACUGAGCUAUGAUAAUUUAUCGCCUCCUCUGAAACAAUGUUUUUCAUACUGCUGUAUUUUCCCGAAAGAUUGGAAAAUAAAUAGAGAAAUGUUAAUUCGAUUAUGGAUGGCAGAAGGAUUCCUUUUGUCAUCAAGUGGAGGAGAAAGUAUAUCUCUUGAAGAUAUUGGUAAUGAAUAUUUUGAGUAUUUGGUGUGGAGUUCGUUCUUCCAGGAUGUGCAGAAGGAUCAAGAGUCGGGUGACAUUGAGACAUGUAAGAUGCAUGAUUUGGUGCAUGAUCUUGCAACGAGUGUUCUAGAUCGUAAUGAAUUUAGAAUUGCCAAGGUAAGAGAUGACAAGGAAGAUGUUUCAGAAGUUCGACGCUUACAACUGCUAAUUGAUGAAGGACAGAGUUUGGCAUCUCCUACAGUAUUAUCAAAUGCUGUGAAACUGCGUACAAUUGUUGCUCUUGAACGAAAGAAUAUUUCGCAUGUCAGUUCUUUCUUUCAGUGUAGGCGUUUACGCGUACUAUGUCCUCUCGGUGACUGGUAUAGGUGGGAUACAUGCACAUUCUCUUCUAGGAGCAUGUCUGCUUCAUCGAUUUCUAAGCUGAAGCAUCUGAGGUACCUUGACCUCUCUGGCUACAAUUUAUUUUAUGAGGUAUCUUUAAAUCAUUCUUACAAUCUGCAAACACUCAUACUGAGAAGAUGCAGAAGCGUUUCUAGCUGUCUUCUUAAUAAGAUUGGAUCUUUGAAGAGUUUGAGGCAUCUUGAUAUCUCGAAGUCGGAUAUUAAACAUUUACCCGAAAACAUUGGGUCCUUGGAACAUCUGAGUUUCCUUGAUCUUUCACAUACAAAUAUAUCAAAAUUACCGGAUUCAAUUAUCUGUAUCAGCAAUCUAAGGACGUUGAGUUUCCGUGGUUGUUAUAAUUUAGAUGGCUUACCAAGUGAGCUAGGAGCACUGACACGAUUGAGGUGUCUUGAUUUGCGUGGUACUUCCAUCAAAGAAUUGCCUGAAUCAUGCAUUAGCAACCUCUGCAAUUUGGAGAUUGUGAAACUAGGUAGUGUGUGUGAGCUUCCAAAGGAAAUUAAGAAUUGGCCGAAAUUGAGAAUUUUUGCUCACUCUAGAAAAGAUGAUGUAAUGCCUAGAGGUAUAGAAAGGCUUACCUGCCUUGAAACAUUAAAGUCUUACAUGGUUAGACAAGAAACAGAGGUAUGUGGAAGUCCCGGUAAUAAGAGUUACGGUGGCAUUGAAGAGUUGGCAGGCUUAAACUCCCUUGAGGUAUUGAAGAUCAUAAAACUUGAAAAUAUGAGAGGUGGAAUAGAAGAUGGAGAAACAGCAAAGUUAAAGGACAAGCAACAUCUUCUAAAAUUACAUCUGGAAUGGGGUUCCACUGUUGGUGAUGAUGACCAAGUACGGAGUAGUAGAAGUGUAAAAGAUACUGCGGUGUUGGUGGGUCUCCAGCCUCACUCAAAUUUGAAGAAAUUGAGCAUCAUAGGGUUCUCAGGUUUAAACCUUCCAAAGUGGAUGAUGGGUUGUUCAUUAUCUAACUUCCUUCCGAAUUUGGUGGAUUUAAGUUUCAUAGAUUUGGAUAAUUGUGAGCAGCUUCCAGCUCUGGGCAUGCUCCAAUUUCUUAGGUAUCUUGGGAUCUUCAGAAUGAAAUCAAUCAAGUGUCUGGGUGAAGAAUUCUAUUAUCAACAAGAAAACAGAGAAGAAGAAGAAGAAAGCAGUAGUAGUGAUACUGCAAAGAGAUCCUCAUUAUUCCCUUCCUUAGUUGAAUUGAGUAUGAAUUGGAAAACUUAGAAGAAUGGGUUGCUCCUCCUCCUCUUUCUUCUUCUUCUUCUUCUUGUUUUCCUUCACUUGGAGCGAUGGAAAUCAGAAACUGUAAACGAUUGAAAAUCAUACCAAUAAUUUCGUUUUCUUAUCUGAAGACAUUGAGAUUAUUGGGUACCAACGAUAAUAUGGUAAACUCAUUACUGAAUAGAACAGGAGGAGAAGGAUGUCUACCCUCUCUCACAUCCAUUGAAAUAUGGGAUUCUCCAGAUCUAAUAUAUUUACCACCAUUGGGCGCACUACUCCAACGCGGUACUCCGAAUCUUGGGUUCCUUCAAAUUAUGGAUUGCUCAAAUUUUCAAGGUUUUCGUGAUGAUGGUGAUAAUCGAAACAACAACGACAAGAGUUCUAUUCGUUCACUGUGGCUAGAAAAGUGUCCUGCUUUAACAUCUCUACCGGAUUUACGAUUAUGUACUUCUCUCCGGGAAUUAACAAUCUGGAACUGCGACAAACUGAAGAAUAAGGAGUCAAUACCCUAUGAUCUUAAGAAGUCCCUCACGUUUCUUGAUGUACUCAAAGUUGAUUUCAUCCAAAGAGACGAGGGUGUUCCGGAUGUCUCUUUUUCGGAUGAUUUAACUAAUUUGAUGGAGAAGAAGAAGAAGUAGAUUUGGUCGAUGGGAACUCAUCUCUUCUUUUAGAAUUACCAACAGGUUGGUUGGAUCGAUGGCGAGGAAUCAACAAGCAACCAGGCAUGCUUCUUAAUUUUGCUCUUGAAAUUCUGCAAGCAGUGGGUAUUGUAUUACCAAGUAAGGAUUUUCAAGCACAAGAAAUAGUCUCACAAAAUUGCUAAUUUUGGAUCUGAUGGAACGGAUAGGCUAGUAAAAUUGGUGCAGGAAAUGCAACACUCUAAAGUGUCUAAAUCUGAAAAUGGAACUCUGUUUGGAGAAAAGAUUACUGGUGGAGGCUCCGGUGGCUCUGUUUGCAUACUAGGAAGGAAUUCUGUCUACGUGGCAGCGAACAGAUUCUAGAGAUUCAGCAGAAGUACAAAUUAAGCUGCCACAGGAUUCAAGCUAUUUGUUUUUGAAGGUUCUUCUCCGGGUGCUGAAGAGUUUGGGUAUCUGAAAAUUCGUCGUCGUUUUCCACCAACAGAAGCCUAGUUCUUUUCCACCCUCCUUUAACAAUCUGAGGCACUUUUGAGUAUUCUUUUUCAAUCUGAUUUUACUAUUCGUUGUAGUAAUUAAGAUUUCAAUUCUUGUUAUUAGAGAAUGGAAUUAUCUGAGUUGCAAGUUGUAACCCUUCGUUUUGUGAAAAGGUUGUUAUAUAUGUUUUACAAAACCAUGCGUUCUCGUGAACACAA